Camelina sativa (false flax) is the source of this 651-nucleotide messenger RNA. Its product is annotated as universal stress protein A-like protein. The record is from RefSeq and is a predicted model, not a curated record. Gene Ontology annotation, molecular function: AMP binding. Lineage: Eukaryota; Viridiplantae; Streptophyta; Magnoliopsida; Brassicales; Brassicaceae.
AAGAGUAUCCUCACCCUUCGAUUAGCAGCAAAAGAGCUUUCGAAUGGACUCUGGAGAAGAUCGUCAGGUCCAACACUUCCGAUUUCAAGAUUCUCUUGCUCCACGUCCAAGUCACCGACGAAGACGGUUUUGAUGACGUUGACAGCGUUUAUGCUUCCCCUGAUGAUUUCAGAAGCAUGAGAGAAACUAACAAGGCUAAAGGUCUUCACCUUCUCGAGUUUUUCGUUAAAAAAUGCCAUGAGAUUGGGGUUGCUUGCGAGGCCUGGAUUAAGAUUGGUGAUCCCAAGGAUGUUAUUUGCAAAGAGGUCACCCGAGUCCAACCUGAUUUUCUCGUUGUUGGAAGUCGUGGUCUUGGCCGCUUUCAAAAGGUCUUUGUGGGGACUGUGAGCGCGUUCUGUGUGAAACAUGCCGAGUGUCCAGUUUUGACGAUCAAGCGCAAUCCCGAUGAAACUCCCAGUGAUCUAGCUGAUGACUAAAUAACAACAACGUCCCUUCUUUUGUGUCUACAAAAGUCCAAAUUUAUACCUUCAAUAUUUGUUAUCUCUCUGUGUGUGUUUGUAUUAUGUAUGUGUGCAGUCUGAUACUUUUUGGAACUGGUUUUCAAACUUAACCAACUGCUAUGAUAUAUUUGAUAUUUGUUUAAUUUUUUCA